CUUCCACACGCACCUCACGUCGUCCACGCGACAUCUCACGAGAAAGACCGUCUCACGACUCCCGCACGCUCACGCCGCGCGUGACCUCACGAAAGACACGAACUACUCGCACGCACCCAGAAGCACGAUGGCGACUCGCGCGCGAAUUCAACCCUCUCGCGUGAUGACUCCGCGAGCGCCCGCGCGCGUCUCGCGCGUCUCCGGCCGGUCCGCCACGGUGCUCGUGCGCGCCGCCGAGAAGGGGAUCGCGGGCGACGGCCGCGUGAAGAUGUGCAACUCCAAGGACGCGUUCGAGGCGGCGUGCAACGCGGCGGGCGACAACCUGGUCGCGGUGCAGAUCUCCACGAAGACGUGCGGCCCGUGCAAGGUUGUCUACCCGCACUUCGCGAAACUCAGCGAGGAGCUCGCGGACGUGACGUUCUGUAAGAUCAUGGGCGACCACGACGCGGACACGCGAGCGCUCAUGAAGGAGUGGGGCGUCCGCGUCGUCCCGCUGUUCAUGACGUUCCGGAACGGCGAGAAGGUCGAGGAGUGGUCCGGGGCGAAGCCGGACGUGCUCAGGGAGAAGGUGCUCGCCGCGUGCACGGACGCGGAGAAGGCGUCAGUCGUCAACGCGUGAGCGAGAAGAAUCGAUCGGUCGAUCGCGGGAAUGAUCCAUCCAUCACGGCUUCGAUCGAUCGAACGAACGAUCGAUCGAUCGAUCGAACGAUCGGGAGACGACGGAGGAUCGCGACGCACUUUGUCUGUACUUACACACGCGCGUAGUCGACUUGUAAUUUUACGAUGACGCCUUCACAAUC
This is a messenger RNA of Micromonas pusilla CCMP1545, 800 nucleotides long. RefSeq lists its product as uncharacterized. The transcript is spliced from 3 exons. Gene Ontology annotation, cellular component: cytosol. Lineage: Eukaryota; Viridiplantae; Chlorophyta; Mamiellophyceae; Mamiellales; Mamiellaceae. The record is from RefSeq and is a predicted model, not a curated record. Gene Ontology annotation, molecular function: protein-disulfide reductase activity. The coding region runs from base 128 to 619 and encodes 163 amino acids.